UAUAAUUGAACCUCACAACUUCGAUGUCUCUGGGCACAACGACGAUUUCUCUCAGUCCCAGUCCCAGGUUGCCAAUGCGAAACUUAGCGACUAUAUAAUAGCCACGAAUGCGAUUGCUCACCACCUGAAAAAAAAAAAACCACCUCCAUCACCCUACCCAGGGAACCAACCCUUCCCAUCCUAGCCCAGCAUGUACAACUCCCUCACCCGAAUACAAAACGUCUUCGGCUUCUUCACCACCGUCGCCUUUGCCGUCGCCGCCCUCAUCGCCGCCUCCGACUUCGCCAGCCCCCGAAACCCCAGCGGCUCCAUAAUACCCACCAAUGUCCAAGUCGUAAAAGGCCGGCCGCACUACUACAGCACCAAGAAAGAAGAAUACGCCAUCAUCAAGUUCUCGCUCGACGCCGACCUCUCGUCCCUCUUCACCUGGAACACCAAGCAGGUCUUCGUCUACGUGACCGCCGACUGGCCCUCCCCCGCCUCCACCGCGAACCAGACCAACUCGGCCGUGAUCUGGGACGCCAUCAUCACGUCCCCCAGCGCCGACCACCUCGCGAACAUCGGGCCCGUCGCCCUGCGCAAGCUGCGCCGCAGCGCCGCCGGAAAGCCCGUCGACCCCUCCCGCGGCCUCCUCUCUCUCAAGAACCAGAAGCCCAAGUACCAGAUCACCCACCCCACCGGCCGCAUCGCCGACACCGAGGGGGUCGCCCUGCGCCUGCACUACAACGUCCAGCCGUGGGUGGGCCCGCUGGUGUGGAACCAGGCGGUCGAUCUGGGCCCGUGGAAGAAGCUGGAGGGCGGCGAGAGCGAGGUCUUUGCGCUGCCCGCCUUGAAGGGGGCGAAGGGGGCGAGUGAGGGGAAGGCGAAGAGGAAGGCGAGUUAGUCAGACCCCAAGAUAAAAAAAUAAAAAAAAAGGGAGAGAGAAAUAAUUAGGAAAUAGUUGGUUCUCUGUAGUUGAGUCAUUUACGUCUUGAUAAUGCAUCCAUGAUACAUACAUGCCUGCAUACUGUAAAAUGUGACUCCUGGUGGCCAUUGCCAGGACUGAUCUCUACCAAGAAGGUACCCAGGUCGGCAGGCAUACAGAGAGAGGUAGGUUAGUCAAGUAUAAAACCAUAGUUACAUUUCACACAAAAAAAACGACUUUCAUACACGGUAUCUAUCACCCGAUUCAAGAGUCUGGUUUGUUUUAAUACCAGAGCACAUAGUAGUAUACCCACGCAAGUCAAGAGUAAAAAAUGAAA
Molecule: messenger RNA, 1241 nt
Organism: Hypoxylon fragiforme
Lineage: Eukaryota; Fungi; Ascomycota; Sordariomycetes; Xylariales; Hypoxylaceae
Product: signal peptidase subunit-domain-containing protein
Exons: 3
Coding region: 191-883 (230 amino acids)
Biological process (GO): protein targeting to ER
Cellular component (GO): membrane; signal peptidase complex
Source: RefSeq, a predicted model, not a curated record